AUGCUCCGAACGCAAACCGCCACGAAAGUCGUCCGCCAGGCGCUGGUCCGCAGCCAGUUCGCCUCGGUCCCUGCCGCGACUCGGGGUAACGCCACCCGCGCUCUCUCCAACCCCAUGCUCAACAACAUCGAGAAGAGGUGGGAGUCGAUGCCCCUUCAGGAGCAGGCCGAGCUCUGGAUGGCGUUGAGGGAUAGGAUGAAGGGUUCCUGGAAGGAGUUGACGGUGCAGGAGAAGAAGGCUGCCUACUGGAUCGCUUUCGGUCCUCACGGCCCCCGCGCCCUUGACCCUCCUGGUGAGGGCAAGAGCCUCCUCUUCCACGUCUCCCUCGUCCUCGUCGCCACCCUCGGUCUCUUCGUCGCUAUCCGCUCCUUCGGCAGCCCCUACCCUGACACUAUGAGCCAGGAGUGGCAAGAAGCCUCCAACGAGAUUCUCAAGGAGCAACGAUCCGACCCUCUCACCGGUAUCACUUCCGAGGGAUACGAGGGCAAGGGCAUGGUUCAGUCCCCUCCUAAGGGUGCCUAA
Messenger RNA from Parascedosporium putredinis, 522 nucleotides. The record is from the annotation of a GenBank genome assembly. Lineage: Eukaryota; Fungi; Ascomycota; Sordariomycetes; Microascales; Microascaceae.